This is a messenger RNA of Jatropha curcas, 1444 nucleotides long. RefSeq names its product serine acetyltransferase 1;1 (gene SERAT1;1). The record is from RefSeq and is a predicted model, not a curated record. Gene Ontology annotation, molecular function: L-serine O-acetyltransferase activity. Gene Ontology annotation, cellular component: cytoplasm. Lineage: Eukaryota; Viridiplantae; Streptophyta; Magnoliopsida; Malpighiales; Euphorbiaceae.
GUUCAACGCCUCUAUCCAUAAUCCGUUUACCUCUGCCAAUCCUCUCCCUACUUGCCGGUGCAGAGAAAAAAAAAAAAAAAAAAACAAUGCCUGCCGGUGAGCUCCAGUAUCCAUCUUUGCCACAGCCAACGGCGAGUGACACUUGCACCACCGACGUGGAAGACGAGGCCUGGGUGUGGGCCCAGAUCAAAGCCGAGGCACGUCGCGACGCCGAGUCGGAGCCUGCGUUGGCUAGCUAUCUCUACUCAACGAUUCUCUCUCACUCCUCAUUGGAGCGCUCCCUCGCCUUUCACUUAGGCAACAAGCUUUGCUCCUCAACCCUUCUCUCCACACUCCUUUACGAUCUCUUCCUCAAUACUUUCUCUUCAGAUCCUUCCCUUCGCACUGCUGCCGUCGCCGAUCUUCGCGCCGCCCGCUUCCGUGACCCUGCUUGUGUUUCCUUCUCGCACUGCCUUCUCAAUUAUAAAGGGUUCUUGGCUUGCCAGGCUCAUCGAGUUGCUCACAAGCUGUGGAGUCAGUCCCGUAGGCCGCUUGCUCUAGCCUUACACUCACGAGUCUCUGAUGUAUUUGCCGUUGAUAUACAUCCAGCAGCAAAGAUUGGGAAGGGAAUACUGUUUGAUCACGCAACUGGUGUGGUGAUUGGUGAGACGGCCGUAGUUGGAAACAAUGUGUCAAUUUUGCACCAUGUUACCCUUGGAGGAACAGGGAAGGCAUCUGGGGAUAGACAUCCCAAAAUUGGAGAUGGAGUGUUGAUUGGAGCAGGUGCCACCAUUUUAGGAAAUGUCAAGAUUGGUGAAGGAGCUAAGAUUGGAGCAGGUUCAGUUGUAUUGAUUGAUGUGCCUGCUCGGACCACAGCCGUUGGAAAUCCGGCAAGGUUGGUGGGAGGAAAGGAAAAGCCUUCCAAGAAUGAGGAAUGUCCAGGAGAAUCUAUGGAUCACACAUCUUUUAUAUCAGAGUGGUCAGAUUAUAUUAUUUAAUUACCUGAUUUGCUUUAAUAUUUGAGAUAUCUUUAUACAUUGCUAUGUAUUUGCCUAAGUCUCCAGUGGAUGCAGUGUUCCCCGGCUGAGUGUUUAGUGUGCUCUCCUUGCUGGAGGAUGAGGCAUACCAGUGGUGGGACACUGUAGUUCAUGUCCAUAGGAGGAGUUGUGAUUUCUUCUUGAUUGAGCUCCUGUAAGAUAACUCGAUCAAGGAGAAAUCCCAAGUCCUCGUAUGGACGUCAACUGACCGGGAUACAGUGUCCCACCACUGAUAUGCCUCUUCUUUCAGCAAGCAGGAGACACACACUAAAUAUUCAGCCGGGGAACACUGCUUUUUACGUUGUUAUGCCUGUUUGUAUUUAGUUAUGAGAAUACUCGCCAGCAACUAAUUUAUGACUUACUAAUACGUUUUUUUUCUUGAGAUACUUCUUACCAAUUAAUAAACUCUCUUUUAAGAGUUCAGAAAA